AUGGACUCUCUAUCAACAGUUUUGAAUGUAGUAAAACAAGGGGAUUGGGCAAUAUCUCUCGAUCUAAAGGACGCAUAUAUGCAUAUCCCUGUAUUUCAAAAACACAGACAGUAUCUGAGGUUUUGUGUAAAAAAACAGCCCUUGCUUACAAUUUUCAGCUCUACCGUUUGGUCCAACAUCAGCUCCUCGAGUUUUUACCAAAGUAGUACCGGUAGUAGCUGCACAUUUACGAGCACAAGGCAUCAGACUAGUAGUAUACCUGGACGACUGGUUUCUAGUAAAUCAAUCAUCUCUCAUGUUAGUCCAGGAUCGAGAGAUAGUGUUGAAUCUUCUGGUAAAGUUGGGUUUCAUAAUCAAUCUAAAAAAAUCCUCUUUAACUCCAACACAGAAAAUAACAUAUAUAGGUGCAUUAUUCCUUCUGGAUUGAGGAAUGGUAAUGCCAACACAAGAAAGAGUGUUGAAAUUACUAAAAACAGUCAAAGUAAUGAACUUUUAAAAACAUGCAACAGCCAGAGAUUUUUUACAUCUACUUGGAAUUAUGGCUUCUUGCAUAGAGAUGAUUUCCUAUGCAAGACUUCAUAUGAGACCAAUUCAAAUUUAUUUGCUGAGUCAUUGGCGCCCCACUUCUCAAAAUCUGGAACUGAAUGUUCCAAUUACACAAUAUCUAAAAUCUCAUCUGAUUUGGUGGUCAGAUACAGCCAACAUUACAAAGGGCAGAUCUUUACAACACUGGGAAACUCAUGUGACCAUAACAACAGAUCUAGAUGCUUCUACAUCGAACGGUUGGGGUGGUCACAUGGAUUCCCAGAUAGUCCAAGGGACCUGGUCAGAUAUACAGAAAACUCAACAUAUCAAUUGUCUAGAGUUAGAAGCUGUACUGAAAACAAUACAACAUUUUCUUCCUCAGUUGAAAGGGAAAAAUGUACUUCUGCGAUGCGACAACUCGACUGUUGUACAAUACAUAAACAAAGAGGGGGGCACCAAAUCAAUUCAGCUUUGUCAAAAAACUUGGGAUUUGUUGAAACUCCUAAUAGAACACAAAAUUCAGAUAAAAGCAGCACAUAUAGCAGGCAAUGCGAAUGUGUUAGCAGAUCUUCUAUCACGGACAAAAAUAAGACACACAGAGUGGUCUCUUCAGGAGACUGUAGCUCAACAAAUUUUUGUCAGGUUAGGCAGACCAAUGAUAGAUUUGUCUGCGUCAGCGGAAAAUCGCAAAGUGAAAAUAUUUUGUUCAUGGUUUCCACACCCGGAAGCAUAUGCAAUAGAUGCUCUGUCCAUACCGUGGGACAAUGUGAUCGGGUAUGCAUUUCCUCCAAUCUGUCUAGUACCGAAAGUGCUUCAACACAUGAAACGGUACAAUUGCCCGCUAAUUCUAGUAGCUCCUCAUUGGCCGAGGAGACACUGGUACCCAGAACUGCUAAAAAUGAUAUCAGAUUAUCCCAUAAAAAUACCAGUUCAAAAAAAUCUACUACAUCAACCAAGAACAAAAAUAUACCAUCCAAGCCCAGAAAUAUUCAGUCUGGUUGCAUGGCCUUUAUCAACAGAAUUUUCAAAAAAAGAGGCUUUUCUAAAGAAACUAGACAACUCAUGUCAGCUUCUUGGAGAACAGGAACUCAAGAAGACUAUUCUAGUAAGUUCAAAAAAUUCUGUGGCUGGUGUAGUGAAAGGGAAAUUGAUCCCUAUUCUGCCUCUUUAAGAGAAACUGCAGAUUUUCUUACAAGUCUGUAUACCAGUGGUCUCCAGUAUAGUACGAUUGGGGGCUACAGAUCUAUGCUAUCAAGUGUUUUACCACCAGUCGAAAAAAUACCAGUAGGUCAACACCCAUACAUUAUUCGCUUAUUGAAGGGUGUUUUCAAUUCAAGGCCUCCCAGGGUCAAACUACUUCCUGAAUUGAAUUUAGAUAAAAUACUUGAGAUGUUAAAGAAAAAGCCUUUUGAACCAAUGAAAAAGGCUGAACUUAAGUUUAUCACAUGGAAAACUGUAUUUUUAAUUGCUAUCACUACUUUCUGGCGUUGCAGUGAUAUACAAGCCUUACGUUUGGGAGAUGGAAAUAUAUCUGUACAUAGCAGAGGAGUUUAUUUUAUUAGAGAAGGAUUGUCAAAACAAGACCGUCCUGGACAUUUUGGUGCUAAGAUUUUUGUAUCUGCCUUUGAGGCAGAAAAGCUUCUUGACCCUAAAAGGGCAUUAACUUACUAUUUAAAGAGCACUGACAAUUUUCGUGGUGAAAACAGACAAGAUAGUAAAUUGUUUUUAGCAAUUAGUAAUCCACAUAAUAAGCCAAUUUCAAGUCAAACAAUUUCAUCAUGGAUUGUAAGUACCAUUCAGAUGGCAUAUAACGACAAAAAGAAAUCUGUUAAAGCUCAUUCGACAAGAGCUAUUGGUCCUUCUUGGGCUCUUUAUAAAGGUGCAUCAAUGAAGAACAUCAUGGAAGCUGCUGAUUGGAGCAGGGAAUCCACAUUCACCAAAUUUUACUAA
Molecule: messenger RNA, 2475 nt
Organism: Mytilus trossulus (common blue mussel)
Lineage: Eukaryota; Metazoa; Mollusca; Bivalvia; Mytilida; Mytilidae
Exons: 1
Coding region: 1-2475 (824 amino acids)
Biological process (GO): DNA recombination; DNA integration
Molecular function (GO): DNA binding
Source: RefSeq, a predicted model, not a curated record